Struthio camelus australis is the source of this 2095-nucleotide messenger RNA. The record is from RefSeq and is a predicted model, not a curated record. Lineage: Eukaryota; Metazoa; Chordata; Aves; Struthioniformes; Struthionidae.
AUGCCGCCGCCCGAGCUGGACGCCUGGGCCCACAACAACACCGCGGCCAGGGGCUUAGGCCACCCGAGGGGCAAGCGGCAGCGCUUCGUGGACAAGAACGGGCGGUGCAACGUGCAGCACGGGAACCUGGGCGGCGAGACCAGCCGCUACCUCUCCGACCUCUUCACCACCCUGGUGGACCUCAAGUGGCGCUGGAACCUCUUCAUCUUCAUCCUCACCUACACCGUGGCCUGGCUCUUCAUGGCCUCCAUGUGGUGGGUUAUCGCCUACAUGCGGGGCGACCUGAACAAGGCGCACGAUGACAGCUACACCCCCUGUGUGGCCAAUGUCUACAACUUCCCUUCUGCCUUCCUCUUCUUUAUAGAGACUGAGGCCACCAUUGGCUAUGGGUACCGCUACAUCACGGACAAAUGCCCCGAGGGCAUCAUCCUCUUCCUCUUCCAGUCCAUCCUGGGCUCCAUUGUGGAUGCCUUCCUCAUUGGGUGCAUGUUCAUCAAGAUGUCUCAGCCCAAGAAGAGGGCCGAGACGCUGAUGUUCAGCGAGCACGCGGCCAUCUCCAUGCGGGAUGGCAAGCUCACCCUCAUGUUCAGGGUGGGCAACCUGCGCAACAGCCACAUGGUCUCCGCGCAGAUCCGCUGCAAGCUGCUCAAGUCUCGACAGACACCGGAGGGCGAGUUCCUCCCACUUGAUCAGCUUGAACUGGAUGUAGGUUUUAGCACUGGGGCCGAUCAACUUUUCCUGGUGUCCCCGCUUACAAUCUGCCAUGUGAUAGAUGCCAAAAGCCCCUUCUAUGACCUCUCCCAGCGGAGCAUGCAAACAGAGCAGUUUGAGAUUGUCGUCAUCCUAGAGGGCAUUGUGGAAACCACCGGGAUGACGUGCCAAGCCAGAACGUCGUAUACGGAGGACGAAGUUCUUUGGGGUCAUCGUUUCUUCCCGGUUAUUUCCUUGGAAGAAGGAUUCUUUAAAGUUGAUUAUUCCCAGUUCCACGCAACGUUUGAAGUCCCUACCCCACCUUACAGCGUGAAGGAGCAAGAAGAAAUGCUGCUGAUGUCCUCGCCGUUGAUAGCCCCUGCGGUGAGCAACAGCAAAGAGAGGAAUAAUUCUGUGGAGUGCCUGGAUGGGCUAGACGAGGUCGGUACAAAACUGCCUUCAAAACUGCAGAAAAUAACUGGACGGGAAGACUUCCCCAAAAAACUCUUAAGGAUGAGUUCAACGACCUCUGAGAAGGCCUACAGCAUGGGUGAUUUACCCAUGAAACUCCAGCGAAUAAGCUCAGUCCCUGGUAAUUCAGAAGAGAAACUGGUUUCUAAAACGACAAAGAUGCUCUCAGAUCCCAUGAGUCAGUCGGUGGCUGAUUUGCCACCCAAGCUUCAGAAGUUGUCAGGAGGAGGCGGCGGCAGGAUGGAAGGAAACCUUCCACCCAAACUGAGAAAAAUGAAUUCUGACCGAUUUACAUAACUGCACUAGACUUUUAGGUAUUAUUUAAAGCUUGAACUACUAACAGAUGUAAUGGGGGCAGGAAAGCAGGCCCUCUACAAAGAGUAUAUAUGCUAAAUUAUGUGUUUCCUUGGCACUACAUGCAAAGGGGGAGGAGCAUCCCGCAGCUAACGAUGACUGUACGUAUAUGUAAGUAUACUGCUGCGACUGAAGACAGGACGUCCUGCUCCUCGGGCUAAUCGGAGCGCUGAUGUUCGUUGGCAUGUAGUAGCACAACACGCAUGCAAUAAUAGUGUGCAAUUUUUGCAUAUAGUUUUAUGGCAUGAUUCCUACUGUAUUUAUACUGUAUAUUCUGAAAAAUAUGUAAAGGGGUGUUCCUUGCCCCUGUAUUUCUUAAGAGUAAGUAGUAGGUAAAACAUGCGAGUGGGUAACUUUCAGGUAAGUUAUAAUUUGAUUUGAAAAAUACUUUUUUCUGCUGUAGAUUGUGAUGUUUUGUUCAACAAAGUAGUUAUUGUGCAUGUUUUUUUCUUAAAAGAAGGCUUAUACGUAUUAGUUAAUUCCUAACACCAAAUCUGCUAGCCUUAAAUUAACCGCUAGCUUCUCUUUUGCUUUAAUAUUUUCUUGGUUUUUCUUUUCCUGCCUCUAGGUUACUGGAAAA